Molecule: messenger RNA, 981 nt
Organism: Paramecium tetraurelia
Lineage: Eukaryota; Ciliophora; Oligohymenophorea; Peniculida; Parameciidae
Exons: 3
Cellular component (GO): membrane
Molecular function (GO): palmitoyl-(protein) hydrolase activity
Source: RefSeq, a predicted model, not a curated record
AUGGGUGAUUAGGACUCUUCUCAUGUCACACUUAUUGUUUUGUCAACUAUCCUUAUUGGGAUCUAUUUAUUUGUUUUGUUUAUACUACAUUGUUUUGGAAAGAUAAACGAUAUCAUAUUUCCUGCUCCUACUCCUAUGUAUCAAGAAAUAAAUUUUUAGGCCAAUCUGUAUUAUGCAAGUACUUACGAUUAUGAUGUUAAUAUGGGUAAAACAAAAAUAAACAUAGUGCAUAGAAACCCAAAUGUUUAUCCAGGAAAUCCUGAAAAAGUCAGAAACAUUCCCUAUGUCUAUAUCAAAAAUAGAUAUUGGAAAACCAAUUUAUAUAUAAUAUAUUUUCAUGGGAACGCGGAAGACAUGUGUAGGUAUUCAGCUGUAGAAUUUAUGGAAUCAUUAUCCAAAAUGAUAAGUGCAAAUAUGUUUGUUAUUGAAUAUCCUGGUUAUGGUAUAUAUAGGAAUAUUGAACCAACUUCAAAUUUAGUGGAAUAAGAUUCAUUAGUCUUAUAUGAUGAAAUUAAGAAUUAGUUCAGAUUAAAUGAUGAUUAAAUAUACAUUUUUGGAAGGUAUUCCUAAUUUCUAUUAAGAUCGAUUGGCACAGGACCUUCAUUUUAUCUAGCAACUUAAAGAAACAUCAAAGGAUUAAUAACUAUGUCUGCUUAUAAAUCAAUUAGAUAUAUAUUAAAUGACUUUUGUUAUGGAUGUGGUUGCAUUUUAAGCCUUUUAUGUUGUUUACCUAAUAUUUUCCCAAAUUUAGAAAGAUCCCAACAUAUUAGAUGUCCUAUAGCGUUGAUUCACGGAGAAGAAGAUGCCUUAAUAUAACCACAUCAUUCAUAAGAUAUCUUUGAAAAUCUUCCUUUACAUAUUUAAUAAUAAUCCAGCAUUUUUGUGAGGCCAAGAAUGACGCAUAAUUAUUAUGACAUUGAGUAUGAUAUUGCAAUUCCAAUAUCACAAAGUUUUAUUGAUUUACAACCAAAGGGAUAUUGA